AUGACCAACGCUGAACGUGUAUUCUCGAGUUUCAGCUGCCUUCAUUCAAAGUUAGUUAAAGAUGAUGGAGUAAUAUUAGUUCAAGAUAUAUCGUCAGAAAUAAGAGCAAUGAUGGAUGCUAAAGCCAACGCUGUACUUAAUAUUGCCGACUACGCUGAAUUUUUAUCCUAUCAUCGAACUCAUGUACCACUUUUUGAGAACUCCACGUACUAUUAUUAUAACGCAGAUAAUUUAACGAACGUAGAUUACAGUACAGCCGCUGAAGAGCGAUUAAAAGAAGAAACUCUAAACUUAACGAACAACAUAACAAAUGCCUAUAAUACGGUCAUCAUUUUCAGCAGCAUAGAUGAAGUACAACAGGCAAUGAAAAAUGUUAAUGUCUGUGAGAACUGGGGUCUGAGUCUCAACUUCAGAAGACAAAAUGGAUGCUGA
This is a messenger RNA of Diabrotica virgifera virgifera (western corn rootworm), 432 nucleotides long. RefSeq lists its product as uncharacterized. The transcript has 4 exons. NCBI's taxonomy places the organism in Eukaryota, Metazoa, Arthropoda, Insecta, Coleoptera, Chrysomelidae. The record is from RefSeq and is a predicted model, not a curated record. The coding region runs from base 1 to 432 and encodes 143 amino acids.